UUGGGGAGUGAAGGCAGACAACGGCCAAUGAGGUCUCGCUUCCCGUUUGAAGUCUCCAGUGGGCGGGCGUCGGAGGCGGGUGCUGCUGGCUAGGAGGUUCGGUUGAGCGUGUGCCAUGGACCCAGCCGCCCGGUGAUAUUGACAAUAGGAGAGAGAGAAAGGGGCAUUGACUGGGACCCACCGCGGGUAGCGAACGGCGGCUCUGGCAGCGGCGGCUCCUGCUUCAGCGGCUCCUCCUCCUCCUCCCGACUCCUCUGCCUGCUGCCGCUGCAGAUCCAGUCUUCCUCCCCCCCCUCCCCCCCUCCCCACGUCGCCGCCGCCGCCGCUGGGUCCGGGGCUACGAGCUGAGGCGCCGCCCGCCGGGAAUGUGAGCGAGGAGCCACCGGCGGAGCCGCAACGGGGUCGGUGCCGAUUUGAUGGGACGGGCCCGCGGGGGAGGAUCGUGAGGCCGCCGCCGCCGCCGCUGCCGCCGGAGCGCUGAGGUUCGGGUCCGGCCCUGAGGCCUAGAAGCGCCGCCACCGCGGAACCGGAGGGACGCCGCACCGGACAGCCGUCGCCCCGGGCUCCCCGCAGCUGCCCGGACCUCCCUUCCCCCUGCACCUCCCGGUUCCACCGCUCGCCCCCUCCGCGGCCCCUUCGCCCUUCUCCCGCCCCUCGAAACCACAGAUCAUCUUUGGAUUCUUCCCCAGAAGCUUCAAGGGAUAUGUCCUCAGCACCAACUACUCCUCCAUCAGUGGAUAAAGUAGACGGAUUUUCUCGGAAGUCCGUCAGAAAAGCCAGACAGAAGAGGUCACAAAGUUCCUCACAGUUUAGGUCUCAAGGCAAGCCUAUUGAAUUAACACCUCUGCCGCUGCUAAAAGACGUUCCAACCUCAGAGCAGCCUGAACUGUUCCUAAAGAAACUUCAGCAGUGCUGUGUCAUUUUUGACUUCAUGGACACGCUAUCUGAUCUUAAAAUGAAAGAAUACAAGCGCUCCACUCUUAAUGAACUGGUGGACUACAUUACAAUAAGCAGAGGCUGUUUGACAGAGCAGACUUACCCUGAAGUAGUUAGAAUGGUAUCUUGCAAUAUAUUCAGAACUCUCCCUCCUAGUGACAGCAAUGAAUUUGAUCCAGAAGAAGAUGAACCUACCCUUGAGGCAUCGUGGCCACAUUUACAGCUUGUAUAUGAAUUUUUCAUACGAUUUUUGGAAAGCCAAGAAUUUCAACCCAGCAUUGCCAAAAAAUACAUAGAUCAGAAAUUUGUAUUACAGCUUUUGGAGCUAUUUGACAGUGAAGACCCUCGGGAACGAGACUACUUAAAAACAGUUCUACAUAGAAUUUAUGGCAAGUUUCUUGGUCUUAGAGCAUUUAUCCGAAAACAGAUUAACAAUAUUUUUCUAAGGUUUGUUUAUGAAACAGAACACUUCAAUGGUGUAGCUGAACUUCUGGAAAUAUUAGGAAGUAUUAUCAAUGGCUUUGCUUUACCUCUUAAGGCAGAACACAAACAGUUUCUGGUGAAAGUGUUGAUCCCCUUACACACUGUCAGGAGCUUAUCACUCUUCCACGCCCAGUUGGCAUAUUGUAUAGUCCAGUUUCUGGAGAAAGAUCCUUCACUCACAGAACCAGUUAUUAGGGGAUUAAUGAAAUUUUGGCCUAAAACAUGCAGUCAAAAAGAGGUCAUGUUCCUUGGGGAGCUGGAAGAAAUUUUGGAUGUGAUUGAACCUUCACAAUUUGUUAAAAUUCAAGAACCUUUGUUUAAACAAAUUGCCAAGUGUGUAUCUAGUCCCCAUUUUCAGGUGGCAGAAAGGGCACUCUAUUAUUGGAAUAAUGAAUACAUCAUGAGUUUGAUAGAAGAAAACUCUAAUGUCAUCCUUCCCAUCAUGUUUUCCAGUCUUUAUAGGAUUUCAAAAGAACAUUGGAAUCCGGCUAUUGUGGCGUUAGUGUACAAUGUGUUGAAGGCAUUUAUGGAAAUGAACAGCACCAUGUUUGAUGAGCUGACAGCCACAUACAAGUCAGAUCGUCAGCGUUCUGCCUCAGGGUUAAGAGCCUGGCACAUAACUGGUAUUUCAGGCCCACAUAAGGAGAUCAUCAGUGAGAAAAAGAAAGAAAAAGAGCGUGAAGAAUUAUGGAAAAAAUUGGAGGAUCUGGAGUUAAAGAGAGGUCUUAGACGUGAUGGGAUAAUUCCAACUUAACAAAAAUAUGACAGCAACAUUACUAACCUGUGGAGUCACAUUUAUGUAGUAGAAGAUGGAGCAACAGUUUUCUGUAUUGUGCAACUUUACAGUAGAUUUCACAUUUGUUUCAUUAUUACAACAGCACUGUAUAUACCUGUCUGUAAGUAAAGGAAAAAAAUAAGGACUUCAAUCCAAAGUUUGGACAGUAGAUGGACUUCUCAGAACUUUGCAAACAUAAUCAUUGUUCUAACCCUCUUAUAAAAAAAAAAAAAAAGCAGUCUUCAAAGAUCUGUUGAUGAAAUUGCUAUGUUAAAAUUCCAUUAUCAGGAGUUCUUAUUUAUCACUAGCAGAGAGUAUGAUACAAUUUUCAAAUGUGAACAAUCUUAAAUUUAGCUUGUCUUUCUGCUAAGCUGUUAAAUGUAUUUAUAGUAAAGGAAGAAAAAAAAAAAAGACUGUCAUUUCCUUAUAAGUUUGUAUAACAUCUUCCUCUGGAUAACUUGACUGUAAUUUGACUUUUUCCUUUUGCACAUCUUCAUGAGUUGAAUGUCCAUGUGGCAUGGGACCCUGAAUUUUAAAGGUCCCCGAUGAAAGUUUCGUCUGCUGGGGUGAACAUCUUUCCAGUAACCAGGUAGUCCUGGUACUCCUUUAGUUUUAAAAUUAGGAGUAAAAAGAGAAGAGGUGAUAAAGAUAGUAGGGAAGGGAAUUUUGGAUUCAUGCAUCAGUUUAUGGUGAAUCCAAAUCAAUGUCUUGAAUCCUUUGAAAACAGGCACUGGGACAUCACAGGCUUCAGUACCUGACCAGUAUUAGUUGUAUACAUCAUUGAACAUAAUAUACCAGAGACAUUUUAGAAAUGUCAGAAAGACAUCCUUUUUGGACCAUAUGAAAUAAAGACAAACACUAAACAAUAAAACCAUGAAAUUGAUCGCCAGGAUUGCGAAUCUAAUUGGGAAAAGAGUUGAGCAAACAGCUUGGACUGUUUGGAGUUGUUGCCUUACUUUUUAAUAUGUAUUUAUAAAGUAUUCCAGCAAAAGAGGAUGUAGCCUCUGGAAAAAAAACAAACAUGUUACAGUGUUUUUUGUAGAUUCUCGUUCUAUAUCUCAUCACAGCGCCAGCCCUGUUUUUAGCCGGAAAGGAUUCAGGAUAAACAUAAUGCAUUCUGAAUUGGAUGCAUAUUCCUAACUACUGUAUUUGUUACCAAAAGUGGUUCUACAAAUGCUACUGAAAAAAGCUGGAAAUUCCUAAUGUCCUGAGUAUUAAUAAUAAAGUUUAAAAAUGCUUUUAUAUCAAAGGUGCAUCGUGACCAAAUUGUUUGAGAAAAAAACAAAAAACAAAAUCUAGGGCUGUAUUAUAGAUAGAUCUUAUUGGCUCUCUGCUUUGUAUUAAAAGAAGACUCUUACAACUUGGGUAGGUAAAUUGCUGAUAAAACUUGUGUACAUCAUGUACUUAUCUAAUGUGGUUGCAUUAUUAUGUAUGAAAAGAUAUGUUUUAUGAUUCGUUUCUAGGAUGCUUUUGCUUUUUAUGGACAUGGCAGCAGUGAGUUGAUAAUCUUAAAUCAUCAUUUCCAGCAGUGUUCAUGAUACAGAGCUCAUCCUCUGUUCAUAUGUUAAGUUGUGAUAGUAGCAAACAUGAACAUAUGAACUAUUGUUGCUCUCAGUAGAAAUACAGUAUAAAUAUGGGCUUGUAUAUUUUCUUCCUUCCAUUGAAAUAUAAAGUAGAAUAUACAGUUUUAUUGUUUCUAAGAAAAAGGGAAAAAAUAGCCGCUGACCUUUCUCCCCUAUGAAAUGUUUCCAGAUUAUUAGGUCAUUGUGUGUACAUAAAAGUCAGCUGAUUAUGAAUAUUAUCAUCUAGGUAAUUGUAAAAAAAAAAAGUGAAUCAAAAACAAAAUUUGGCAUUGUUAUUCCUUAAAACAAACAGCAGUAAAAAAAAAAGUCAUAUGCAUCACUAACACAACAUGGUUUAAUGGAAUGGAUAGUUUUUAAAAAGUUUUUUAAACAAAUAAAUAGGAACGUUCAUGGGGAUUCAGUAUAAUGUUGGCAGAGGCUGCCCAAAAUGAAACAACUUGCUUCAACAGUGUUGGAACAAAGGUGCAAGUUCAAAUACUAAUUAUAAAAAUAAAUUUAUAACAAAUCUUUUCCUUAGCCCUUUUGGUUUUAGCCCUUCCCAGUUUUGAUUCUGCAUUACAGUUAUUUUUUACGUGUAAACUUUUAUUUGCCAUUAAUUCAUUUUUUAGAUGGAAGGCAUUAAAAAUCACAGGUUUAUGAAGAAUCUCUGCCCAUCAGAAUGAAAUGAGAAAGCCUAGUUUUCCUUUUUGCACCUUACCCUGCCCUCAGAGUUGAGGUGAAUAUGACCCAGAUGUCCUUGGUGUCAGUUUUGUAUGUUGAUCAUUCCAAAAUGAGGAGAAUAAAGCCAAGUUUUAGACAUAUAUAAAGAAGCAAUUAGAGCUACCUGGUGAAAAUUAAUAGGGCAACUUCUGAGAAGAAACACUGUCUUUUUUUUUUUUUUUUAACUGAAAGUGACAAUGUGACAUUUGUCAUGUUGUGUGCGGUGACACGGAGUAAUUUAGGUAAUCUGACUGUUGCACUAUGUGACAUAUUUAAGGACGUACUUGCUGCAUUUGCAGCAGCCCUCUCUCUGUCCCUUCCCGCAAUUCUGCUGUUGCUGCAACUUGAGUUAAUUGUGACAAAUGCAUCUUUGUGUUAUAUUUUGUUUGCUUCAUAGUUUUCAGAACUAUAUAUAAAUAUAUUUUUUAAAUAGCAAAUAUUUGUCGUUAGUGAGUGAUGAUCACUCCAACCUUAUCCCUACCAUAUUGGUUUCAGGGGUAGGAGUAAGAGUGUCCUUGGAAGAAAAAAAUAUACACACAACCCUGUGGUUUAGAAUGAUGCUGAGGCCUUAGGCUGUGGGCCCAGAACAAUUAUGUGAGUGAAGUGACCCAUCUCCUUUGAAUCAAGCAUGCAUUCCUUUUUCUUAUUGUACAAGUGUCCCCAGUUGUUCUCCUUCAGUGUUUAGUUUUUGUCCUUUUCAAGUUUGUUAUAUUUUGCUCUCCCUAACAUCUGUUUUUUAAAAAAAGAAAAAAAUUUUAAAAAUAAAUAAUACCCUUGAUGCCGCUGGAUACUCACAAGCAGGGUUAAGCUCCUUCAUCUUGGGCUUCUUUGCCUAAAUGGAAGGAUUUCAUUGAUUUUGUACCUCCUCCUAUGCGUGGGGCAUUCCAGGGUGCAGAGCCAGGAAUUGCUUGUAGUUGCACCUGCUAUACCUAAAUGUAUAGCCUUAGGCUCAAUCACACUAUGGAAAGAAAAAAAAAAAGUAUAUUUAGAGCUUUAAAAGCUUUUUUAUUUUUUUGUGGGGAUAGGGGUGGGGUGGGAAAGGGAUGUAUGGAUGUUAGGAUGUUAUUGGCAUUUUUAAGUGUUCCAGGGUUUUGUUUUGUUGUUGUUAAUGUUCCUGUUUUCCCCUCAUUAAUUGGAUGCACUGACCUUGCCCAGGAGAUGAAGAGAUUCUCUCUUUGAUGCUGUUACCAAUGUUAUCACAAAGUGACAGUCACCUGUAGCAAAAAGGUGGCACCAGACAUGAUCAGUGAUGUUUUAUUUGCACAUGAAUAUUUUUAUUUUUGUAUUCUGGCUCAGCUGCUUCUCUGAGUGGAGUUAAGGAAUGAGCCACAAAGGAUUUUUGUAAAAGGUAUAUUGGCAAUGCAUUUUAUAUUCCUCUAUAUUUAAUUUUGAAAAUCUAAAAGAAGGAUUGUGCAUCUUGAGAGAAAGUUGAGUAAACUUUGAUCUAGUGGAAUGUUAAUUUGUGCUGCUUCUUGUGCACGAUAGCAGCAGUAGUAUCUCUCUUGGAAAUGAACAUCCCAUAUUAUGAUGUCUAUGAAUAUAGGUUUCCUUUUCUUCUCUCCCUCUUUCUUUCUCUCCCCCUUCCACCUUUCUCCUUCCUCCUUGCUCUCCUCCCUCCCCUGUAUCUCCUUCUAUUUCUUUCGUCUCUCUUAGCCCUUCUCCCCUUCCCUUUCUUUACUUUUAUUUUUAUUUUUUGAAAUCACUUAUUGUAAAUAAGUUGUAAUCCAAACCUCAUGUAUCAAUGGGGAACUUUCAAAUAUAAAUAUUAACAAUACAUCUUCUGGUUGUGGUUUGAUUUUUGAAUGAAGUAUAAUGAGAAUGAUAUGUCCAUUGCUUUUAGUUUGAGGAUUUUGCUUCAGCUUCAUAAAUCUUUGGUAUUUCAGUACUUCAUUGUUUUAGCAGGAGAGGGCAGCAAAAGUUCAUUUUCUCUGUUAGUAAUGCUGUUGUUCUUGAUUGGUUUUAAACUUAGUUGUGAGUGUGUAUGUAUUUUUUUUUAAAAAAAAAACAGCAUCUGUUUGUAGGUAGAUGUAAAAAUGAAACAUUUUUGAUAUGAAAAGUUACAUAUGAAAAUUAUAGACUGGUUCAACCAGACAGUGAAGACUUCUGAUCCACAUCAAAGUGAAAACAAGGCUACAAAAAAAUAUUCCAGCUCUGGCUAAAACAUGCUACUUUUUUUUCCAAACAUGAUGAAAUGCAAGCUGUCUUUAAACACUUGGAAUUUAAAAUGUUCUUUGGAAAUGAUUUACUUCCUUCAUAAUGGUAAUAGAAACAAAAAACGAAGGUGCUCCCAAAAAGCAAUGUAACUUCCCCUUUCACAGCUGUGUGAGAGGUUCUGUACUGUGGGUGCAUCACAAUAAAGCAGCAGUGAAGAGUU
Messenger RNA from Ictidomys tridecemlineatus (thirteen-lined ground squirrel), 6850 nucleotides. It is a transcript of the gene Ppp2r5e, whose product is annotated as protein phosphatase 2 regulatory subunit B'epsilon. NCBI's taxonomy places the organism in Eukaryota, Metazoa, Chordata, Mammalia, Rodentia, Sciuridae. The record is from RefSeq and is a predicted model, not a curated record. Gene Ontology annotation, biological process: protein dephosphorylation; signal transduction. Gene Ontology annotation, molecular function: protein phosphatase activator activity. Gene Ontology annotation, cellular component: protein phosphatase type 2A complex; cytosol; nucleus.